CUUUAUAAAGAUACCAUGCUCAUGCCUUUGGAGGACUUCAUGGCAGCUCAUGACCCACAGUACUUAUUUGAGCUUGAUGGAAACAAGGACCCAGAAGAGAUUUUGGGGUGUCUUAUAGCUCACCUAGACUUUAUGGCUGUGAGGAGAGCAGCUGUACCUGUGCGCUUGAUAAACACAGAUGAGUUGGAACUGCUGAAGGAGAUGGACGAUGAAGAGCUGUUGAACACACUGUCCACCAGCAAGAUCAUAGCACCAGGCUUCCAUUGGCAAAUAAGUCGCUGGGGCUGCACUUGUCCUGUUGCCCUCAAAGAAGGCAAAAUUAUCAAAGGCAGCCCUGAUUUUUCUGUCAGCUUCCUGAAUAAACUCUAUGUCCUGUCCUCUCAAGAAGCUUUGCAAAAGUUCAUGGUGACGCCAAGAUGGUACCUGCUACCACCCAUGCCAUGUCCACCCUGCAAAGUGUCUGUGAUUGGACCACCACAGUCAGGAAAGAGCACUCUGAGUGCACUCUUGGCUGAGCAUUAUGGUGCAGUUUUAAUCGACAUGAAGAAAAUGAUGGAGGUGGACAUGGAUAAAAUCAGGCAAGGAAGGCUGGAGAAAGCACGUCAGGAUGCAACAAUUUCAGCUCUGCAAAAGGUCAAGGUCCGGAUGCACAAGGAUGAUGUACAGAAGUCUGAAAUGGAGGUGACAGAAGAUCAUCCAGAAGUUCAAGCUCUAGUGGAAGAAGCCAUGAAAGAAGCAGAAAAGAUGUUAAUGGAACAUCCAGAUGAUAUGUGUGUAGAUGUCCUGGAAAAAUGGAUCAGAGAGAUUCAGGCAGAAGAUGCAGAUGCUGAGUUUAAAAGGGGCUGGGUGCUGGACAACUACCCCACCACCCAAGCUAAGCUGGCAGCCAUUCAGGAACUGCAUCCUGACCUCAUGCCUGAUGUGGUAUUCUGUCUCAGAGACAGUGAGGGGGAAGGAAGGACAGUACUUACAAGGAUUUAUGAACAGAAAAAAGAGGAGGUGGAUGCAGUUGCACUAGCUCAGUUACAGGAGGAGCAGAGGCAGAAAGCAGCAGAAAGCCAAAACAUUCCGCAGCAGGUGUUGGACUCAGAAGAGGACACCCAGACAGGUAAUGUUCCUUCCUCACUGAAGGUGGUGCCUGAGGAGCCUGAUGUUACUGAGGUGACGCUGUCUAGUAGAUGGGAACAGGGCUAUCCUCCUGGCCCAGCAAUGGAAAUGUACAAGCAGCAGCUAAAGACAUUUAUGGAGGAGUGGAAUAGCCUGGAGUCCUCCAUUACUUGCAGUUAUGUUAUACUGGAGAUCGCCAACCAAACCCCUCAGAUUCUGCUCCAGGAGAUGGUUGACAAAAUGGAGCGACCAUUCAAGUACAAGGCCCAAGAGUUGUCCAGCAGGGAUCUGGAUACAUAUGAGGAGGAGGAUGCGCAGGAGGAUGAAGAUGAAGCAGAAGAAAGCAGCAGUAAAAGGUGGCUUGGGGAUACUAAUAAAUACUGCCCAGUUGUAUUGAGGGAAGAGGGCACUUUGGUGCCCUGCACAAAUGACAUUGCUGCAAAAUAUAGGGAGAAGGUCUACUACUUUUCUAGCAGCAAAGCAUUGGAGAAGUUCAUACAGACACCAGAGCUAUAUUCCCCAACUACUCAACUACUUAAACCUCCUGCCCUGCGUAUUUUCCUGAUGGGAGUGCGUGGCUCAGGAAAAACCACCCAUGGCCACUGGCUGGCACAGCAGCUGGGUCUCUUUCACUUCCAGUUCCGUGAACGGCUGCAAGAGAUGAUUCUGUCUAAGACUCAGACCCGUGUGCCCUACGCUGAUGAGGUAGAGCCAGCUGAAGAGCCACCCAUUGAGCUGCAGAAUCUGCUGCAAACAAGUACCCAAUCCACAGCUUCUAUCGAGCCCAGUGACGAGUUAAGCCAAAAGGAAAGCCUUAUCAGUAAUAAAGACCACACAGAGGAGACUCCAGCACUGACAGAUGAAGAGGAAUUCAUAAAGUCGUAUCUAUUUGACGAACAGCCAUUGCCACACACAGUCUUAGAGAAAGUUCUGUUGCAGUUAUGGCAUCAAGAACCAUACAAAUCAACAGGCUUUAUUCUCGAAGGUUUUCCUCAGGCUCCAGAGGAGGUGUCCUUUUUAGUGGAACGCUACUUAUACCCAGAUAUCACCAUAGUUAUGUCUGUAGAGGUGUCAGAAGUGGUGAAGCGUCGACUGCCCCCACUGUUUAAUAGAUGGAGGGAGAAAUGCACACGAAGGAGAGAACAGAUGCAGCUACUUAAAGACCUACGCAGCAAAAUUAGGGAGGAGGCCAUUGCCCAAAGAAGAGAUGAACUUUUGUCUGAAUAUGCACCCAGAACACCCAGAGAAAAGGAUGAUGAGGAAGAGGAGGUACAAGAAAAUGAAGGAGAUGAUGAGCAGCUGAACUGGGAGCAAGAGAUAGAAGAAAGGCUGCUGGAGGAGUUUCCCGAGGAGGAGCAAGAGGACAUAGAGGAAGAAGAGUCUGAGGCCAGUGCAGAGGAUCGUAUAGGAAUAGAGAUCAGUGAGAGAUUUGACAGGGAUGACGACAAACUCACCAUGAUAAUGGAGCUUCUGUCUGAACACUGGAUUCCUCACCUGACAAUCAAUGCUAACCGGAAGCCUCACAUUGUGCGCAGCCAGCUACUAAAGCAAGUCAAGCCCCUGGUGGAGAACAGGGAAGCUCUAUUUCAAAGAUGUCAUCCCAUCAACUGUGCCAUUGCUCGAAAAUUACUGCACUCCUCUUACAAGUACUACAGUGCCUUUGGGUGUUGGGAUCCUAUCCGGUAUGCAGAGGGAGAUCUGAUCCAGCAUAUGCAGGACCCUCUUAAUACUAGCUUUCCUGUCCUCUUCCACAAUUACAUAUACUACUUUGCCUCCAAGGAGACAUGCAAAACCUUCAUGAUCAACCCUAUUAAAUACCUCCGUCAGCCCAAGGCCAGCCCUUCGCUACCUAUCAAACUUGCCGUCAUUGGUAGUCCAAAAUCUGGAAAAACCACAGUUGCCCGCAUGUUUGCCCGUGAGUAUGGACUGGCACACCUAUCCAUUGGUGGUGUGAUGCGAACAGUGCUCAGUAUCCAAGACAAGACAGAACUUGCCACUGAAAUGCUGAAGUACUUGAACCAGGGCUUGACCGUGCCUGAUGAACUGGCCAUUCAGUGCCUAGAAGUGGUUCUGUUGAACUUAGUCUGCAGCACACAAGGGUAUGUGCUGGAUGGAUUUCCCAUGACCAAAAGACAGGCUGACCUGAUGGCAGCUCGCCGCAUUAUUCCCAUUCAAGUGAUCGAGCUGCAACUAAACAAAGAUGAAAUGCUGAGGAGAGGCAUGAAAGAUAAGAUGAAACCAAACAGGCCAUACCCGAUGCAUGACAGCACUCAGUUUCUGGACGUCCGGAUUUCAUGCUUUAAGCGUGAGGUGGAGGCACUCAGGAAACAUUUCCAUCAGCAGUACCAAAACUGGGUUCCAGUUGAUGCACACAAAAGCAGUUGGUGGGUAUGGCAUCGGGUUCUGGAUGAAGCCCAGAUUAGUUUGCGACAUAUCCACAACUACCUGAAGAGAAUUCGUAAAGGCCAGGCUGCCAGCAUAGAGCGUCUGUGUAUUACUCCAAGUGAGCUUCAGUCUCGACUGGGAGAGUUUGGCCAUUAUUGUCCUGUGAGUUUGGCUCUGCAUAAACACUUGGUCGACUGCUCCCUUGAUACUUCCCUGGAGUUGGCUGCAGAGUUCAAGAAAUACUACUACAAAAUGGCAUCCAGGGAGUAUCUUGAGAAGUUUCUUGAGGCACCAGAGCAAUUCGUAGCUCCAAUCUGCCCUCAUAAGUUGCCCCUUCCUCAGCUUCUUCCCCGUAAGCUGAAUGCAGGAGAGGUGAAGAGUCGCUUCCCUCAGCAGGUGGAGCUACAAGGCUACUGUCCAGUCACAUACCUAGAAGGCCAGCACAGGUAUGAGGCUGUGGUCCGUGGCACAGUGAACUUUGCAGUGGAAUACCAGGAGAAGAUCUACAUUUUUGAGACAGAGGAGAAACAACACAAGUUUUUACGAUCACCUGAGACUUACUUGAACCAGAAGCUCCCUCUCAAACUUCCACCAAUGGGAGACCCAAUGCAACUGACCUCUUUGCCAAUACUGGGUUAUUUGGAACAGGGAGUAGCCACAGCCAUCAUUAAAGGCAUGACUGAGUUGGGCAACCUCAAGCCCAAGUUCCCAUAUCUCAGCAUGAAGAGAUCUGCUAUACACUACUUGGUUUUACAUCUUAAAGCAUAUAACAGAACAUCGGCCUACACUCAGAAGAAGUACAAGGAGAAGCUGGUUCAUUAUGAGAAUGAUUGUAAACUCAUCUCCUACCUGAGUUCCAAUUUGACCCAGCAGUACAAGCCCCCUCAUGAACUUCCCAUAGAUUUUAACUAUAAGCUUCACAGGUUUCUUGCUUUGAAGGACUCCACUAAAAAAGUAUCAGGACUGAUGCAAUAUGGAGGGAAUUAAUGACUUCUGAAUGACCCCUGUAUUGCACUCAAAACAACACAACAGCACAUUAUUUGAUGUUUUACCUCAUGAAUUUUAUUAUUAUUUUUUUUUUAAUAAACAUUUCUUGCAACACAUUUUU
Messenger RNA from Neoarius graeffei (lesser salmon catfish), 4600 nucleotides. It is a transcript of the gene ak9, whose product is annotated as adenylate kinase 9. The coding region runs from base 16 to 4479 and encodes 1487 amino acids. Gene Ontology annotation, molecular function: AMP kinase activity; ATP binding. The transcript is spliced from 28 exons. Gene Ontology annotation, cellular component: mitochondrion; cytoplasm. The record is from RefSeq and is a predicted model, not a curated record. Lineage: Eukaryota; Metazoa; Chordata; Actinopteri; Siluriformes; Ariidae. Gene Ontology annotation, biological process: nucleobase-containing compound metabolic process.